GUGAGACCCUCUCCUCUUUCAUUAAUCCCUCUGCGAUGAUCAAAUCCCCGCUCUUCUUCAGCCCCAGCCUCCCAUUCUCCAAGCCCCGAGCUAAACCUCUCCUCUCCUCGUUCAGCGCCAAAUCCCAAAUGGGUCCCCAAACUCUGCUCGAGUUCAUGUCCAGGCCCCAAUCGGACUCCAUCAGCAUUGGAGAUGACCUCGCCAUCCUGGUGACCCAUCUGCAGUCUGCUUGCAAAAGGAUCUCUUCCGUCGUCUCUUCUCCUUUUGGGUCGGAAUUUGGGAGAAGUUUGGCGGCUGGGGGCGAUGGGCCGGUGUCGGAUUCGGGUAGGGAUAAGCCCAAGCCCCUCGAUUUGGUCUCGAAUGACAUAAUACUAUCUUCCCUUCGGAGCUCAGGAAAAGUUGCUGUCAUGGCAUCAGAAGAAGAUGGAGAGCCAGUUUGGUUGACCGACAACGGCCCGUUCGUGGUUGUCACUGAUCCUCUAGAUGGUUCUAGAAACAUUGAUGCCUCCAUUCCAACUGGAACAAUUUUUGGAAUAUAUAGUAGGCUUUCUGAAUUAGACCAUCUUCCCGUUGAGGAGAAGGCACAGCUUAAUUCUCUUCAAAGAGGGACUCGGCUUCUUGCUGCUGGCUAUGUCUUAUAUUCAUCUGCCACUAUUUUGUGCAUUAGCUUUGGGUCGGGAACUCACGCAUUCACGCUGGAUCAUUCAACUGGAGAAUUUGUCUUAACACAUCCUACUAUACGAAUUCCUCCGCGGGGGCAGAUAUAUUCUGUGAAUGAUGCUCGAUAUUUUGACUGGCCUGAUGGUUUAAGGCAGUACAUUGACACCAUAAGGCAGGGUAAGGGGAAGUUCCCUAAAAAAUACUCCGCUCGUUACAUAUGUUCUUUGGUUGCUGAUUUGCAUCGGACACUCAUGUACGGUGGAGUAGUCAUGAAUCCAAGGGAUCAUCUUCGCUUAGUUUACGAAGCGAACCCUCUUAGUUUUUUAGUCGAGCAUGCUGGAGGUAGAGGAUCUGAUGGUAAAACAAGGAUUCUUUCAAUUCAACCGGUCAAGCUGCAUCAAAGACUUCCCUUAUUUAUGGGGAGCUCGGAGGAUAUGCACGAAUUAGAGAGCUAUGAUAAUAUUCAACAAAAGGUUAAUCCUGGUUAUGAAGUUUGAUGCUGAAAAAAUUUCAUCGCCAGGAUGAGAAGCUUUUUCUUGUAGUUUUAGUUGCUGUGUAAAGAAAUUUUUUGUAUUUAUCUAAGCAUGUCUACUUCUAUAUGUUAUCAGAUUGUAUAGUCUUCCUUAUAUAAAAAUCUAUACUGUUAUGAUGCUGGUUUA
Molecule: messenger RNA, 1319 nt
Organism: Asparagus officinalis (garden asparagus)
Lineage: Eukaryota; Viridiplantae; Streptophyta; Magnoliopsida; Asparagales; Asparagaceae
Product: fructose-1,6-bisphosphatase, chloroplastic
Exons: 3
Coding region: 36-1157 (373 amino acids)
Biological process (GO): fructose metabolic process; gluconeogenesis; fructose 6-phosphate metabolic process
Cellular component (GO): cytoplasm; cytosol
Molecular function (GO): fructose 1,6-bisphosphate 1-phosphatase activity
Source: RefSeq, a predicted model, not a curated record